Neocloeon triangulifer is the source of this 1238-nucleotide messenger RNA. RefSeq lists its product as uncharacterized. Bases 1 to 843 code for a protein of 280 amino acids. The transcript has 4 exons. The record is from RefSeq and is a predicted model, not a curated record. NCBI's taxonomy places the organism in Eukaryota, Metazoa, Arthropoda, Insecta, Ephemeroptera, Baetidae.
AUGGUGAGCCGGAGGUGGCAGUGUUGCUGCGCCCUGACCACGAUGAGGAGCGUCGUCGCUGUGCUGGCCGUGGCGCUCGUGGCCGCGGCCCUCGCCUCGCCGCCCCCGCUGCACCUCCAUCACCGAAAGCCCAAACUGCAGGUCAGACACGUGGGGCCGCGCAACUUCUUCCUGCACCACCCCCAGUACGUCCCUGCCGCCUCCAGACACGUGUUCAACCGUCACCACUUUCCCGGCUUCAAAGGAUCCUCCUCGUGCUCCGAUUGCUCGAAACAAGGCAGCUGGAAGCCGAUCAUCCCCUCGGUGAAGGUGCAAAAGUCGAUCGAGUACGAACCGCUGGUGUCGCACGUGGAGAGCCACCCUGGAAACUACCACGUGCAGGUCGAGAGCUUCCCUGCCGAGUCGCACUCGCCGCCGACAAACUUCGGCCACUCGCCGCCGUGGGGUGGCGACGGAGGAUUCGGCGGCGGCGGCGGCGGAUCCUCGUACGAGUCCAACGAGUCCGGAUCUUCAGGUUCGUCCGAGUCCAACGAAAGCAACGAAGUCGGCGCAGAUUUCUUCAAAGGCGGUGGUGCUCGUCCGCCUCCGGUCCAGCGUCACAAGCAACCAACAAAGGGCUCGAAGGAGUACGCGGUGCACGAGCAGGUGGACGAGCCGCCCGCGCCCCGCAGGACGCCCAAGGGCGGCAUCCAACUGCCGCCCAUGGUCGUUCCGCCGAGCACCACGCCGGCGCCACCGUCCUUCGCCGGCAGCCCCAACUUCUUCAGGCGGAGGCGCCAGCCCAACGUCCGAAUCAUCCCCUCCAGAAAAAACGUGCGCAUCGUCCAUCUCAAGAAGGCGUGACCGGUGCGUUUUCAAUUUCUUCAAUUAAAAUUUAAAUUAAAGCCAAGCCACAUGUCCAUCGAACCGAGAGAGAACACUUUUGCACCUCGUCACAUUUGAUUGAUAUUCAUUUGCAUCUCAUUUCAAGGGAAAUAAUUGGCAAAUUUCAAGCAAGUGAAAUUAGGAGAUUUAAUUCACCGAAUAAUCUCUAUUUGCUCUAAAUAUGGAAAAAUUAUCAAAAUUUUCUUUCUUAUUUAUAUAGUUUGUGCAAGUAAGAAAGUUAUUUGUGCCUUUUCUCUCGGAAGUAAAUUAUUGUUCGUGCUCAUAAAAUGUACUUUUACUUUUUGUUCCAAACCAUGUAAUUUAUGACGAUUUAUAAUAAAUCUUGUAAUAGAAAAAAACUGAACUGUCUCAAU